AUCGCACUGCAGGUGGCUAUAUGCGUUUUGAUUGGCUUAUACAAGGGAUGAGGCAUCGGAAACAGAAGAAAACGGUCAUUUGCAUCUUAAUAGCGGUCGGGUGUGUCGUGCUUGUGUCGUGGUUAAUUAAUGAAUUAGGUAUUAUUCAUAAGAAUAAUUAUGAAUUUUGAAAAGCAUUUAAGUGAAUGGGGAUUGUCUUCAUAUAUUGAAAUAUUUCAAGACGAAGGCAUUGACGAUGAAAGCUUUACAUUGUUAGACGAGGAGACCAUUAAUAAGAUAUUUAGUAAAAGUGGACCAAGGCUUAAAUUUAAAAAAUAUUUCUCCAAUUUAACGAACUCUCAAAGUUAUGUGAAUGUUGAAAAUGUUGAAAAUUUUAACCCAAUCUACUCUCAAUCUACUCUAUCUACAUUAUCUGUAGAUACAGGAAGUAGUGAUUCAAUUAUUUUUGAACCAGAUAAUGAUCUGCUUGAAAUAAUUAAGAGACCUUUAGAAGAAAUUUCUACUAAUUCAAUCAUAACAAAAAAAAUUAAAUUAGAUGAUUUUAAUCUGGAAAAUGUUUUAAAAUUAUGUCCAGAAGGGCAAAUUAUUUUGGCGGGUAGGAAUAGACUGAAUAAUGACUUAAGACAGAAAAUUUCAAAAGUUGUUGUAAACCAUCUUAUUAGCCAGGAAGCUUUGAACAAAUCCAAAUUAGAAAUAAAAACUGAACAAUUUAUUGAGGCCGCUAAAGCCAUUGUAAAACUGUUUCCUGGUGAACUUGAGGAAACUUACUUUACUCCAUAUAUAGCAUCAACACACGGUUUAAGAUGUCAACAAGCCCGCGGAAAAUUAUGGUCGCGGUAUAUUAAUCUUAAAGCUGCUUUGAGAAUGUCCAAUUCUCAACAAUUAAAAUCUCCAUCAACGACCACCAAACCAUUAAAUGAAGAGGAGGAAUCUAAACUUACGUUUUUAAAUAGUGCUAUUGAACCAUAUCAUAAAAUUUUGUCGCUAUGGGAAGAUACAUACAAUCUAAGAAAUAAUAUAUACAAAAAUAAAUCUAUUGAAGAUAUUUAUAAGGAUUUUCCCUGCCUUAAAGAGGCAUAUGGAAUCGAACUGUGGCCAGUGGUAGCUGAAGCUAUUGUUAAAGAAGCUAAUGAUAGAAAGUUAUGUGUGGGUUUUGAACUAGAAGAUACAACUUUACAAGCCCUUCAAAUACUUCCGUAUUUAUUUUCAACUAUAACAGUGAUAAAUUCAAAAAAAGGAUUUUGGAGACCCUCUAGAAGCGAGGUCCAAGAAAGUUUUUUUUUAAUUGUCAACAAUUUUGAUGAUAUACAAAAAAAAAUUGAAACAAGAAGAAAAAGGUUAGCUUCGUAUGAAUUGCCACUUCAGCCCUUUGCAGCGGCAAUUAUUAAAGGUGAUAAAUUAGAUUCUUUAUUUAUUUUUAUUAAUAAUGUAUUUUACAAUUGCAAAUCCAGUUUAAGGUGUUUAGAACUAUUGUACAAAGCAUUUUUUGCUCUUAAUUUACAAUAUCCCCCAGAAUGUAAACAUAUUUGGCAUCUUAUUCAAGAAUUGGUUUUUAAAACCAAAUCACCCAAAGCCAGUACAACAGCCUGUGUCAUAUCAGACAUUUUAUCCCAUAUAAAAAAAUAAAAAAAUGCCUUUUUGUAACAUUUGUAACACUCUUUUUACAAAAUCAAAGAGUUUGAUAACUCAUUUAAAAAUUAUCC
Messenger RNA from Brassicogethes aeneus, 1703 nucleotides. Lineage: Eukaryota; Metazoa; Arthropoda; Insecta; Coleoptera; Nitidulidae. The record is from the annotation of a GenBank genome assembly.